This is a messenger RNA of Raphanus sativus (radish), 996 nucleotides long. RefSeq lists its product as uncharacterized. The record is from RefSeq and is a predicted model, not a curated record. The transcript is spliced from 6 exons. Lineage: Eukaryota; Viridiplantae; Streptophyta; Magnoliopsida; Brassicales; Brassicaceae. The coding region runs from base 1 to 996 and encodes 331 amino acids.
AUGUCUGGUUGGUUUGUUGAUGUCGUUAAGACAAAGAAACUAAAGGGAGAGAAAACCCCUACUCGAACUUGGCCGCUGCGAAUGAGAACACAAACCCGAUGGUACGAAGAAGAAGAAUCUAUGUCACUCUUUAAUGCUAGAGAACAAGAAAAGGGAGAGUGGACGAAGGCGUUAGACAUGAGAGAACAAGAUGGAGAUGCGGAGAACAAGAUGAAGGCGUUAGACAUGAGAAUCACUGCAUUGGAAGCUUAUGUCGAGAAAAAAGAGAACAUACCCACUUAUGGGAAUAUAUUCUUCGGUGGGCAGUAUGAUCCGUCAUCUUCUAGCUCGGGAACUGCAACCGACCAAGAUUUUGUCCCUGAGAACCAAUUUCAUGGAAGAUCACCGCGGACGACGUUUCAGCAGUCCAUGCCUUUUCCCCCAUCGUUUAUACCUCCUCCUCCACCGUAUGUUACUCCUCCACAACACCCACAGCUUCCUCCGCAGCCUCAGCCACCUCUUCCAGAUGCUGUCCCACCUCCUCUUGCUGGUGCUACUCCAUCACCUGCUGCUGCUCCGGGAUGUCUACAUCCCGAUUUGAUGGUGCCAUCGGAUGCUCCGUAUGCUAAAUUUACGGUCGAGGAUCUCCUCCAGAUGCCCGAUCGCGAAGGUUUAAGACGGACAAUUGCCUUGCAUGAUCCGUUUCAGACCAUCAAAUCAUAUUUUCCUGAGGCGAAUCCGAAUUGGAGUCUUAUACUGGAAUACAUCCUGAGGACUUGGUUCAAGUAUUUUGCACAAGGGAAGAAUGGGUUCAACGAAAAGGCAAUGCUCCUCCUUAAGAACAACGUUUCCGACUGCCAAGAGAAGUGGAAGUAUCAUGGAGAUGCUGCAAAACCCACUUUCAUCAGCUUGAAGGCGGAGGAGGAAGGAGAACCACCAUCACUUGCCCGACUUUACAAGAAGACGCACCAAAAUGUGGACAUUCGUGGAUGCUCGGGCAGAAAGGAUCCACAUUAA